Molecule: messenger RNA, 1167 nt
Organism: Notolabrus celidotus (New Zealand spotty)
Lineage: Eukaryota; Metazoa; Chordata; Actinopteri; Labriformes; Labridae
Gene: mrpl4
Product: mitochondrial ribosomal protein L4
Exons: 9
Coding region: 163-1071 (302 amino acids)
Biological process (GO): translation
Cellular component (GO): ribosome
Molecular function (GO): structural constituent of ribosome
Source: RefSeq, a predicted model, not a curated record
ACUCACUACGUCAUCAGAGCGCGACGACACACCACCACACGCAGGGAGCGUCCGCGACCUUUCGUGCAGCAAACAGCGUGAGAUUCGUGUUAAAAUGAGCUUUCUAAAGAACAUGAGAGGACUUUAAGAGUGUGUGAGGACCGGGAACACCACAGAGGAGAAAUGUUUCGUUGUACUUUAGUGAUUUGUGGCAGAGGAGUCUCUAAAAGGUUUGCCUCGUCGUUCACCGGAGAGAGUGUGCUGCCGCCAAACCUGCUGCUGCCCACAAACCUCGUAGAUCCUGGCAGAUUGAAGCGUCCUCCUCCUCCUGCAGACUGCUCCCUGCCUCUCCUGAGGACCUGCGAUGCCGUCGUCCCGGCUCACCUGAGUCCGGUCCAGACGUGGGUGGAGACUUUGGAGAGUCCGGACAGUGAGCCCCUGGGUUUGGCUCAGCUCCACCCGGACGUGUUCUCUGUGCGCCCGAGGCUCGACAUUCUCCAUCAAGUUGAAACGUGGCAGAAAAAUUAUAAAAGAAUUAGCCACGCACACACAAAGGUGAGGUCAGAGGUCAGAGGUGGAGGCAGGAAACCAUGGCGGCAGAAAGGAAGUGGCCGAGCUCGCCACGGAAGCAUCCGCUCGCCGUUAUGGAAAGGAGGUGGGGUGGCUCAUGGACCCAGAGGACCGACCAGUUAUUACUACAUGUUACCGCUGAAGGUCCGAGUGCAGGGACUCAAAGUGGCUCUGAGCUCCAAGAUGACUCAGGACUACCUUCACAUCGUGGACUCUUUGGACAUCCCCACCCCGGACCCUCAGUACUUGCUGGACCUGAUCAGACAGAGACACUGGGGGGAGUCGGUGCUAAUAGUCGACAUAGGUGAAGAGUUUCCAGAGAACAUCCUUCAGGCGACGGAGAGUCUGAAGACGGUGAACAUUAUUCCAGCCAUCGGUCUGAACGUCCACAGCAUGCUGAAACACGAAACCCUCGUCCUCACGCUGAAAACCAUCAAGUUCCUGGAGGAGAAGCUUCUGUGGCACGACCAGCGUUACACGGCCCUGUACCCGUUCAAACUACCGUACUCUGACUUCCCGUGAAACCACCUGUAAUAUAUCCAGCCACACAAACGUUUCAAAUGUUUUCAUGUCUUUAUUAUGUUCAACAAGAGAAUAAAUAUCACAAUGGUAAAAAAA